Messenger RNA from Cynocephalus volans (Philippine flying lemur), 3741 nucleotides. RefSeq names its product SRC kinase signaling inhibitor 1 (gene SRCIN1). NCBI's taxonomy places the organism in Eukaryota, Metazoa, Chordata, Mammalia, Dermoptera, Cynocephalidae. Gene Ontology annotation, cellular component: actin cytoskeleton; cytoplasm; postsynaptic density. The record is from RefSeq and is a predicted model, not a curated record. Gene Ontology annotation, biological process: regulation of dendritic spine morphogenesis.
AUGCAGCCCUGGCAGUGCCUCCGGCGCUUUGCCCUGGCCUGGUGGGAGAGGACAGCGGAGGGCAGCGCCCGCUCUUCCAGGGAGGAGGCUGGAUCGAGGGACCCUGGGGGCCGAGGGGAGCCAGAUCCGGAGCGGAGCAGCCCCCCCAUGCUGUCUGCGGACGAUGCGGAGUACCCGCGGGAGUACCGGACCCUGGGGGGCGGGGGCGGCGGGGGCGGCGGGGGCCGGCGCUUCUCCAACGUGGGGCUGGUGCACACGUCCGAGCGGCGGCACACGGUGAUCGCGGCCCAGAGUCUGGAGGCGCUCAGCGGGCUGCAGAAGGCGGACGCCGACCGCAAGCGCGAUGCCUUCAUGGACCACCUGAAGAGCAAGUACCCCCAGCACGCCCUGGCCCUGCGAGGCCAGCAGGACAGGAUGCGAGAACAGGUUGGCGGCUGGACCGUGGACCCCGUGUGCCUCCUCAGCUCCCUCUGCUCCCACCUCCAUGGCGACUCCGCCCCCUCCGGGGCUGGCCAGCCGGCCCAGCAGCCAAACUACUGGAGUUUCAAGACCCGAAGCUCACGCCACACUCAGGGAGCCCAGCCCGGGCUGGCGGACCAGGCGGCCAAGCUGUCCUAUGCCUCGGCUGAGUCGCUGGAGACCAUGUCAGAGGCUGAGCUACCCCUGGGAUUCAGCAGGAUGAACCGCUUUCGACAGAGCCUGCCCCUCUCCCGCUCUGCCAGCCAGACCAAGCUGCGCUCGCCAGGAGUGCUGUUCCUGCAGUUCGGGGAGGAGACUCGGCGCGUACACAUCACGCACGAGGUCAGCAGCCUGGACACGCUGCACGCACUCAUCGCGCACAUGUUCCCGCAGAAGCUCACCAUGGGCAUGCUUAAGUCGCCCAACACCGCCAUCCUCAUCAAGGACGAGGCUCGCAACGUCUUCUACGAGCUGGAGGACGUCCGGGAUAUCCAGGAUCGCAGUAUUAUCAAGAUUUAUAGGAAGGAGCCACUCUACGCCGCUUUCCCUGGCUCACACCUCACCAACGGGGACCUCCGGAGAGAGAUGGUGUACGCGUCGCGGGAGUCGUCGCCCACGCGGCGCCUCAACAACCUGUCGCCGGCGCCGCACCUGGCGUCAGGUUCGCCGCCUCCCGGGCUACCGUCGGGGCUGCCGUCGGGCUCGCCGUCGCGCUCACGCCUCUCCUACGCCGGGGGGCGGCCGCCCUCGUACGCCGGCAGCCCGGUGCACCACGCGGCCGAGCGGCUGGGAGGCGCCCCGGCCGCCCAGGGCGUCAGCCCCAGCCCCAGCGCCAUCCUGGAGCGGCGCGACGUGAAGCCGGACGAGGACCUGGCGGGCAAGGCGGGCGGCAUGGUGCUGGUGAAAGGCGAGGGCCUCUACGCCGACCCCUACGGGCUGCUGCACGAGGGCCGCCUGAGCCUGGCCGCGGCGGCCGCGACCCGUUCGCCUACCCGGGCGCCGGCGGGCUGUACAAGCGCGGCUCGGUGCGCUCGCUCAGCACCUACUCGGCCGCCGCGCUGCAGUCCGACCUGGAGGACUCGCUGUACAAGGCGGCGGGCGGCGGCGCCGCUCUACGGCGACGGCUACGGCUUCCGCCUGCCGCCCUCGUCGCCGCAGAAGCUGGCCGACGUGGCGGCGCCCCCCGGAGGCCCCCCGCCGCCGCACAGCCCCUACUCGGGGCCGCCCAGCCGCGGCUCGCCGGUGCGACAGUCCUUCCGCAAAGACUCGGGCUCUUCGUCCGUCUUCGCCGAGAGUCCCGGAGGCAAGACCCGCAGCGCCGGGGGCGCCUCGACGUCUGGAGCUCCCCCUCCCGAGCUCUUCCCCGGGCCUGGGGAGCGCUCGCUCGUUGGGUUCGGGCCGCCGGUGCCAGCCAAGGACACGGAGACCAGGGAGCGUAUGGAGGCCAUGGAGAAGCAGAUUGCCAGCCUCACAGGCCUGGUGCAGAGCGCCCUACUGCGAGGCUCUGAGCCUGAAACGCCCAGUGAGAAGAUUGAAGGUUCCAAUGGAGCAGCCACCCCCUCAGCACCCUGCGGGUCAGGCGGCAGGACCACCGGAGCCACCCCAGUGUCCGGCCCUCCCCCACCCUCGGCGAGCAGCACCCCUGCAGGGCAGCCCACUGCCGUUAGCCGUCUGCAGAUGCAGCUGCACCUGCGUGGCCUGCAGAACAGCACCAGUGACCUGCGCGGCCAGCUUCAGCAGUUGCGCAAGCUCCAGCUGCAGAACCAGGAGUCGGUGCGCGCGCUGCUGAAGCGCACGGAGGCGGAGCUGAGCAUGCGCGUGUCGGAGGCGGCGCGGCGGCAGGAGGACCCGCUGCAGCGGCAGCGCACCCUGGUGGAGGAGGAGCGGCUGCGCUACCUCAACGACGAGGAGCUCAUCACUCAGCAGCUCAAUGACCUGGAGAAGUCAGUGGAGAAGAUCCAGAGGGAUAUGUCGCACAACCACCGGCUGGUGCCUGGCCCCGAGCUGGAGGACAAGGCACUGGUGCUGAAGCAGCUCGGGGAGACGCUGACAGAGCUUAAGGCUCACUUCCCAGGCCUGCAGAGCAAGAUGAGGGUAGUGCUGCGAGUGGAGGUGGAGGCGGUGAAGUUCCUGAAGGAGGAGCCGCAGCGCCUGGACGGGCUCCUCAAGCGCUGCCGUGGGGUCACGGACACGCUGGCACAGAUCCGAAGGCAAGUGGAGGAGGGUGUGUGGCCACCCCCCAACAACCUCCUGAGUCAGUCCCCUAAGAAGAUGACAGCCGAAACUGACUUCAACAAGAGCUUGGACUUCGAAAUGCCACCCUCCAGCCCCCCGCUGAACCUCCACGAGCUGAGUGGGCCAGCCGAGGGAGCCCCUCUUAUCCCCAAAGGAGGCAACCCCACUAAAGGCCUGGACACUCCUGGCAAGAGAAGCGUGGACAAGGCUGUGUCUGUUGAGGCUGCGGAGCGAGACUGGGAGGAGAAGCGGGCAGCCCUGACCCAGUACAGCGCCAAGGACAUCAACCGGCUGCUGGAAGAGACGCAAGCGGAGCUGCUCAAGGCCAUCCCUGACCUGGACUGUGCGAGCAAGGCCCACCAGGGCCUGGCCCCCACCCCAGACCACAAGCCCCCCAAGGUCCCCCAUGGCCAGAAGGCCGCCCCCCGAACAGAGCCCAGCGGGAGGAGGGGCUCAGAUGAGUUGACAGUGCCCCGAUACCGCACAGAGAAGCCCUCCAAGUCGCCUCCGCCACCCCCUCCCCGCCGGAGCUUCCCCUCCUCCCACGGCCUGACCACCACACGCACAGGAGAGGUGGUGGUCACCAGCAAGAAAGACUCAGCCUUCAUCAAGAAGGCCGAGUCCGAGGAGCUGGAGGUGCAGAAGCCCCAGGUGAAGCUGCGCCGGGCCGUGUCCGAGGUGGUCCGCCCAGCCUCCACACCACCCAUCAUGGCCUCUGCCAUCAAGGACGAGGACGAUGAGGACCGCAUCAUCGCAGAGCUAGAGAGUGGUGGUGGCAGCGUGCCACCCAUGAAGGUGGUGACUCCGGGGGCCUCUCGGCUGAAGGCAGCCCAGGGCCAGGCAGGAAGCCCCGACAAGAGCAAGCAUGGCAAGCAGAGGGCCGAGUACAUGAGGAUCCAGGCCCAGCAGCAGGCCACUAAACCAUCUAAAGAGAUGAGCGGGUCCAAUGAAACCUCGAGCCCAGUCUCAGAAAAACCCUCGGCUUCCAGAACCUCUAUCCCUGUAUUGACUUCCUUUGGGGCGAGGAAUUCUUCCAUCUCCUUCUAG